GCAACGGUUGAGGAGGUUUCAAGAAUUGGUUCGAGAUUGUCAACAAGACGUGUCAAGGUCGCCGCGGACUGCAGGAACGGAUCGAAGAAUAAAGGAAGAUGGCGCCACCUGUCAUACGUGUCGUACAGUAAAUGUUCCCUGGAAAAGUGAUAUCGAGGGGAGGCGACAUGGAUUCGUCACCACAAAACCAUGACUUGUCCCCACCCGAUUUCUUUUUAUGGGGAUAUCUCAAGAGCCGAUUCUACAAUGCUAAUCCAAAGACCCUCAGCGAAUUGAAGCAAAUCAUUAGACACGAAAUGGCGGCAAGUUUCCGUUUGGAAGAGUAUUUUCGGAGAUCUGGAGGCCAUCUUUUAAAACAUAAAUUGCCAAUGUCUUUUUAUAUCAUAAAUAUUAGCAAACUCUUCUAGGUA
Messenger RNA from Acanthoscelides obtectus, 410 nucleotides. The record is from the annotation of a GenBank genome assembly. NCBI's taxonomy places the organism in Eukaryota, Metazoa, Arthropoda, Insecta, Coleoptera, Chrysomelidae.